AAAAGAAUUAGAAGAUGUCCGACCCUUCUUCGUUUUGUCAGAAUGCUGCUGCAAAUUUUGUUGGGAACUUGUUUAGUGGAAUUUUCACUCUUAUCACAAAGCCAAUUAUUCUUGUGAUACAGUGCGACAAUAAUGUUGACCAUUUGAAGAACAAAGUUGCUGAGCUGAAGGAUAAGAGAGAGACUGCGAAGACGUUUGCUGGAACUGCUGAGAGAAGAGGGGAAGAGAUUGUACCAGAGCUCAGGAAUUGGCUGACCAGGGCCGACAAUUGCAUUGAAGCUGCAGAGAAAUUGGUAGCUGAUGCUGAUGCUGAUGCUGAUGCUGCAGAGAAAUUAGUAGCUGAUGCUGCAGAGAAAUUAGUAGCUGAUGCUGAAGGAAAUGCCAAGAAGAAGUGUUUCUUUGGGCCGUGUCUCAAUCCCAGAUCUCGUUACCAACUCAGCAAAAAAGCAGAGGAGAAUUCCAAGACUAUUGAUAAACUUGUGAAUGAUGGUCGUGAAUACAAGCUCCCACUUGCCUACGUUCCUGCUCCACCAAAAGAAGUGGCCGCGUCCGUCGAAGGUUUUGAGGACUUUUACUCAAGAAAGGAUGUUCUGGAGAGGAUCAUGGAGGCACUGCAAAGUCAAAGCAGCAGCAUUAUAGGGGUACACGGGAUGCCUGGCGUGGGGAAGACGAUGCUGGCCAAAGAAGUAAAAAGAAAAGCAGAGCAAGACAAGCUGUUCGAUGUGGUAGUUAUGGCUCUUGUUUCAAAGAAUGCAGACUCGAAAAAGAUUCAAGUCGAAAUUGCCCGUGGUUUGGGUCUAGAUGAGCUUCCUAAUGGAAUUGAAACUCAGGUUGCUGCUGAACUUAUUAAAAACAGGCUGAAGAAAAUGAAGAAGGUUUUAAUCAUUUUGGAUGAUAUUUGGGAGUCUGAAAUAGAUUUGAAGGAGCUUGGAAUUCCUCUUAGAAACGAGUCAAAAAAGACUGAGGGGAGCUCGUCAAGAGAAGAACAUGCAGAGGGGAGCUCGUCAAGAGAAGAACAUGUAGAAUGCAAAAUUCUGCUGACAUCCAGAGAUUCUAAUGUUUUAUUAGAUCUGACGGGUUCUUCACAGAACUUUUCACUUGAUAAAUUAGAAUCUGAAGAAGCAUGGGACUUGCUUAAAAAGAUAGUUGGUGACAGAGCAGAGAGCGAUGACAUACGUAGUACAGCCUUUGAUAUCGUCCAGGAAUGUGGGGGCUUGCCCCUUGCAAUUACAACAAUGGCAAAGGCUUUGAAAAAUAAGAAGCCUUACGAAUGGAGGGAUGCUUUGAGACAACUAAGAAAGCCCUCUGCAGAAAACUUCCAUGGCAUACCUGCAAAGGUUUAUUCAGCUAUUGAGGUCAGUUACUCUCAUUUGGAAAGCGAGAAGCUGCAGGAAACAUUUUUGCUUUGCUGCCUAAUGGGUCACAAGGCUUCAAUUCAAGACUUGUUGAAGUAUGGUGUAGGCUUAGGCUUAUUUGCUAACACCAUAGGGGAAGCACGAGAUGAAGUAUUUACUUUGAUUAGCAAGCUCCGAGCUUCUUCUUUGCUCAUUGAUGAUUCUGACAAUAAUUGUUUCGAUAUGCAUGACCUUGUUCAUGAUGUGGCUGUAUCAAUUACAAGUAGGGAUCGUCGUGGGUUGCUGCUAACAGGGGACCAUGUACCAAGGAAGUGGUCAGACAUGGAGACGAGGAAAAAUUUCAAAUGGAUUUGUCUGCGAUAUUCUAAUGUUGAUGGGUUACCUGAAGAGUUAGAAAGCUUCUGUCUCACUCUCUUUCGGUUGGCUAAUAAAAGUGCUCUGCAAAUUCCAGCAAACUUUUUCAAGGGAAUGCCAAUACUCAAGGUAUUGGAUUUGACUCACAUGGAUCUGUCAUCCCUGCCUCCAUCAAUUUGCCUCUUGCAGAAUCUCCAUACAUUAUGUUUGGAUCAAAGCGUGUUGGGGGACAUACGCAUUAUUGGAGAGCUGAAGAAUUUAGAAAUUCUUAGCCUUUUGCGAUGUGAUUUUGAAGAGCUUCCAGGGGAAAUUGGGCAGCUGACUCGGCUAAAGUUAUUAGAUUUGAGUGACUGUGCUAAACUCAAAAUAAUUCCCCCAUGUGUCUUGGCAAAUAUGUCCGGAUUAGAGGAACUGUACCUGGGAAACAGCUUCGAUGGAUGGGAGGUUGAGGAAAAUGAAAAUCAAAGAAAUGCGAGCAUUGCGGAGUUGAAGCAUUUGAAGGAAUUAACUACUUUGGAGGUUGCAUUACCAAACUUAGAGGAGUUGCAAGUAUCUUGGAUUAAUGUUGACAUCAUAUGGCAUGCUUCGAUGGCAUCUUCUUAUAUUAAGAAACUGACGAAGUUGAUCAUUGAGAACUGUGAUAAUUUAAAAUAUCUAUUCACAUCUGCUAUGGCUAGAGAUCUGGUAAUGCUUGAACACCUUGAAAUAAGCGGAUGCCAGAAGAUGGGAAAGGUUCUUUUUACAGAGAAUGUAGAAGAAAAUGGGAAUUUGAUUUUUCCUCAAUUGAGGAUUCUAGAGAUACGAAGCCUUCCAAAACUCGGAAGAUUCUGCCAUGGCAAUUACAUCAAAUUCCCCUGCCUUUCGCGACUUUUGAUCAGGAGCUGCCCUGUAUUAAAGACUUUCAUCUCAUCAAGCUCUAGUUUUGACACUGGUACACCUCCUCUAUUUGAUGCGAAGGUGAUAUUCCCCAGGCUAGAGCAACUAAUGAUUGAAUUUAUGGAAAGCUUGGACAAGAUAUGGGACAACCAACUUGAUGCAAGUUCUUUUUACCAACUAAAUUAUCUUAGUGUGAAUUCAUGUAACAAGCUAUUAAAUAUUUUCCCAUUUAGUAUGCUGGAAAGGCUUCAGAGACUAGAUGAGUUAGGGAUAUGGGGCUGUGAUUCACUUGAAGAGAUAUUUGAGUCUCAAGGGCUUGAUGCUGGCCAAUCACAAACUCAAAAAUUCACGCCACCAACUUUGAUGGCAUCUGUUGUAAAGUUUGUGUUUCCAAAAUUGACGCAGCUAGAUCUUUUUAUGCUGCGCAAACUGAAGGCCUUAUGUCAUCAAAUGCAUACUAUUGAAUGGCCAUCAUUGAAAAAUUUGACAGUGUAUAGAUGUGACCAAGUACAGAUAUUUGCUUCAGAACUCUCAAGCUUCCCAAGAACAAAUGGAGAUGACCAACUCGAAGUUUCUCUUUUCUGGACAAGCAAGGCUACAUUCCCCAGUCUAGAAGAAAUGAGAUUGUAUGCGAAUGGUAAUAUGAAAGAGAUAUGGCAUGGGCAGCAUAUUCCAGGGGAUUAUUUUCCCAAAUUAAAAGUUCUUGAACUCAGCCACUUGCAUAAGCAGUUAGUUGUCCAGCCUUUUCUGUUUCAGGCUCCGACUCUUGAAAAGCUUGUUGUGAGUCAACCUUCCUUUCAUGAUAUAUUCGAAUGCCAAGGACUUGGUGGUGUGGAAAAACCUGCACUUGCAUUUACUCAAUUAAGUGGAUUAAGGUUGUCUGACCUUCACGAGUUAACAUGUCUCUGGAAGGAAGAAUCAAAUUUGGAAUCAGUUUUCUCUAACCUGAAUAUUCUUGAAGUGGUACUGUGUAGCAAAUUAAAGAAUUUAGUGCCGUCCUUCAUAUCUUUCAAGAAUUUGACAACUUUGAAAGUAUUUGCAUGUCAUGAGCUCAUAUAUUUAAUUGAUUACUCAACAGCCAAAAGCAUGGUGCAACUCACAAGAAUGAGUAUAAGUGAAUGUCAUAUGUUAAAAGAAAUUAUGGCGUGUGUGGAUGAUGAAAUGAAGGAUGGCAUUGUCUUUAGCCAACUCAAGUAUUUGCAACUUUGUGUUCUACCAAGAUUGGCAAGCUUUUGCUCGGGAAGUUGCAACUUUGAAUUCUUAUCUUUGGAAGAAGUAAUUGUGACUUGCCCAAAUAUGCAGAUCUUCUCUCACGGGGAAUGCAGCACCCCUAAAAAAUUGCAAAAGGUGAAAUUGACAAAAGAUGGAGAUGAAGAGUUUUGGGAAGGCAACCUUAAUAGCACCAUACAAAAGAUGUUCAUAGAAAAGGUUGCAUUUCCGAACCUAGAGGAGUUGGAAUUGUCUUGGAUUAAUGUUAACACCAUAUGGCACGCUUCAAUAACAUCUUCUUAUGUUGCGAAACUGACAAAGUUGAUCAUCAAGAGCUGUGGUAAUUUGAAAUAUCUAUUCCCAUCUUCCAUAGCGUUGGGCCUUGUGCAACUCUAUAAUCUGGAAGUCACAAACUGUGUCAAGAUGGAGCAAGUGAUCAAAGGAGAAGGAGCUGAGGACCUGUUUCCUAAGCUAUUCACCAUUAUUUUAGAGUCUUGUCCCAACUUGAAAUGUUUCUAUGAGGGAAGUAAUCGGCUUGAGUUUCCACGGUUGUACAAAAUUACUGUUGUUAACUGCUCAGCUUUGGCUGCUUUUGCUUCUUCAUUUUCAAGUGAUCGAAAGAAAGAGAUAACAACUAAUGACACAGAAAGUGAAGAAAGGCUUGUCAUCCCUACUCAACCUUUUUUUAGUGACAAGUGUUUAACUAUCUUGAACAAAGUCUACCGUCAUCCUUCAUUCUAAAUGUCUUUGUGUCAUUUCUCAUGUUUUUGCUUUGGGAUUGUCGUUACAUUGUUUCUUUGGAUUAAUAAGGAAAUCUUCACAAAAAGAAUGAUCUUUUUCUGAUGAGGUCUUUUAAUUUGGAGUGUUUAAUGUUGUUUUUAAAUAAAGUUGCAUUGGCCUU
Molecule: messenger RNA, 4695 nt
Organism: Rubroshorea leprosula
Lineage: Eukaryota; Viridiplantae; Streptophyta; Magnoliopsida; Malvales; Dipterocarpaceae
Source: the annotation of a GenBank genome assembly